AUGCCCACUGUUUUCUUUACACGCGACCGAGAGCUUGAUGAUACUCUGGAAUCCGAAGCUCACCUCACCUUAAUUUUGGUUGGCGUCGGUCUCGGAAUUCUUGUUAUCGUCACUGCUGCUGUAUACUACGGGUACAGGCUGGUUCGGAUCCUGCGUCCUGCUUGGUGUUUCUGGAGGUUUUCUGGUCCUAUUACGAAUUCGGCUGAUACAGUUGAAGUCAAGAGAUCAGAAUCCGGUACUUCAGAGGUUAACAGCCUAUCAGUAGAUAUGUCUAUGGCCCAAUCGAAACCUUCUUUUAUUCGGAGGCAGACCGAGCCGGAACGUACCCCUCCUUCAUCUCGCAUUCCUUCCUUCUUCAAUUCUAUCCGGAAAAACUCCUCGGUAUCUGUGCCGCGACAACACACAGGCGUGUACACUGGAACAAACAACCGAUCACCCUUUCCUGGCCCACCUCCUGCUGUACGGCUGAACUCUCCUACAACGCCUACGCAAUCCCGCUUUAACAGCCAUGGCGCAACUCCGCACACUUCCCCCGCUCAGCAGGGAAUUGUCACGCCCCAUAUUGCGGCGUGGAUGAAAGUGGCUGACAGCGUCGUUGGACGCCACCCUGACGCGCAGCCGCUCUCAGCGCGCGUCGCGACCCAGGCAGAGAUCGACCUCAUCUCGGGCCACGUACAUGUCCCCUGGGCAUUCAAUGGUCCUGGCCCGUCUGGUUCACAACCUCCCGUCCCCGUCAAGGUGAUGAGACCCGUUUUAUCCGCGCCAGCUUCGGCGAUCGCACCCGCUAUUGGACAAGGUCAUGGACAAGGGCAGCCUCAGACUCAGCCACCUUCCACGAGUUUAGCUACAUCGAUGACGAUGAAACCCAGGCUGGGAUCAAGCGUGCUGAAGGACAUCGGGAACCUGCGGGGCAACCGGGAAAUUUCAACGGCGACUGUCAACAAGACUUCAAAUUCACGGUCGGCGAAAGGCAAGGCAGCUGUCCGUCGUGCUCAUGACCUUGGAAAAGAGAACAUGCCGGCAGUCCCAUCUCCUCUCGCCCAGUCUGGUCGCCAUCGCACCAAUUAA
Psilocybe cubensis is the source of this 1068-nucleotide messenger RNA. RefSeq lists its product as uncharacterized. Lineage: Eukaryota; Fungi; Basidiomycota; Agaricomycetes; Agaricales; Agrocybaceae. Bases 1 to 1068 code for a protein of 355 amino acids. The record is from RefSeq and is a predicted model, not a curated record. The transcript is spliced from 2 exons.